UCAAGAAAGCCAUGUGGCCUUGAUGAUAUAAAAAAAAAAAAUUGUACACAUUAUUCUAUGUUUAAUGAUCUUUCAGAAAACAUAAAAAUUUUGAUCUGCAAGUAUAUGGAUUUCCAUAUAUGGUUAACGGGGCACAGGCCCCACUAUUUUGUAGCAGAGUCUUGCCAUACAUUUUUCACUACCUUUCAGACUAGCUGGAACGAUGAAAAUUUUGGUAUUUAUGUAGUGUCAAUAAAUGUGCAUUUUAAAAUUAAAAAAGAGCCCAAGACACUAGGGGAGGGGGCUGGGGGGAUGUGCCCCACUUUUUUGACCGGAAUCUUGAGAUGGAUUUUUCAGUAUCUUCCAGACAAGCGUGAGCUUUGAAACUUUCAGCAUUUGUGUAGUCCUGAUGAACAUGCUUUAAAAUAGUUUCAGGUCAGACGACUAGAAGGUCCAUGGGGCUGGGGCACCAGGGACCAUGCCCCACUUAUUUUCUCAAAAAAAAAUUUUUUUUUUUUUUUAACACAUUGCUAAACAUUGGUAACAUUGCUUCCACAAAUUUUUGUGAUUUAUAUUUGUUCAAUUUGGUUUUUGAUCAUUCUAUGUUCAAUGAUCUUUCUUAAAAUGGUUUAAGAAAGUUAAUGUUUAUAAGAAUUUUGAUUUGCAUGUAUAAGAUUAAAAACAGUCUAAAAUAAUGGUUUUACUAUUUAUUUUGUAUAAUUUAAAAUUUUAAUUUAAAAAAGAUUAAUAUAUUUUAAUGCUAAAAUGGUAACAGCAAGUUGUUUAAUUAACUUUCAACAGAAAAAAACAUCCUGUCAUAACAUUAUAUCAGUAAAAAAGAAAUUUAUCAAUUUUUCAAAAUUAUUAUUUUAUUUGAUAUUUGCUAAUUCUAAAAUGUUAACAGCAAGUUAUUUUAUUAAAUAAGAACUAUUUACAGUAACAAAAAACAUCCUGUCAUUACACUAGUAUAGAAGAAAUUUGUUGCCUAUUAAAGUCAUCAUUAACAUUUUUAACAUCAACAAAUUGAUUAUAAUUAAACUUUGUGAAAAGGAAACUUUCUUUUUGUCAAAGUAAGAUAAAAGAAAUCAAUCACUAUUUAGUUUUGUAUUACCAUGGUGAUUGCUUAAGUUGCUUUCAUUGAAUUAAUUACUAUUGGUUUCUCAUUUUUAAACUAAUAUCAAAAUGUUUUUAGUGUUACAGUAAAAAUGGAUUCAUGUGAUUUUGGAAAAAAAUUAAAUGAUACUUGUCAUAAACUAAGUUAUUGUAGAAAGAUUGAUUUAAAGAAAUUUGAUUGCUAUAGAGAAGAUGCCAGAGAAGAAUUUAUUUGGAGAUCUGGAAUAACAGAUGAUAAAAUUUUAACAAUCUGCCUUCAUCAUGAAAAGAUUUUUGGUACACACUUUGAAAAGAAGCACACAAAAUGUUGCAAUUUAUUGGACAAGCAUAAAUCAAAAAAAAAAGCAAUCAAAGGGAGUCAUGUAAUAACAUUAGACAUGGCAAAGCAAUUGAGAAUUAAUUUUCCAAAUGUUGUGCCUGGAUAUCACUUUGUCGGAGCUGCUUUGACGGUAUUAUAAGUAAAUUUCAUGAACAAGAUAAUUGUGAAUUUGAGGAAUCUAUUUCAUGUACUACUUCUGAAAAGUCACGAGAGGCAUUAAAUGUUAGUUUGGAAACAAUAGGUGUAUCCCCCAUAAAACUUCAUGGCAUUCCAAAGCAUCAACGGCUAUCUGUUGGUAAAAGUAAAGUUAUAAAAAUAAUGUCAAAGUAUGAAGAGCAUAUUUCAGAAGUAUAUAAUGUUAGGGAAGAAGAACUGAAGCAUAAAAUUCCUCAUACAAAAAUUAUUGACAAAAGUAAAUGUGAUGAUUUAGACAAACUAACAGCAGAAAUAAAAGAAAAGUUAAUUGUUUCUGACCAAAAAACUAAAAUUCAGUUAUUAACAUUUACACCCGAGUCUUGGUCAAGAAAUUUUGCUGCAAGAUAUUUCAACGUCACUAUAUACCAAAUUAAAGAUAUUGACCAGAUAUUGAAUUGUAACAAAAUGUUUGACUACUGUACUAACAAUAUUAAAGGGAUUAUUUUUUUCAAGAUUGAAAAAGAACGACUGACAGAAUUGCGCACCACUUUGAAAACACGUUUUGAGCUAAGUAGAACAAUCCCUGGAACUAGGAGCUAUCAUCAAUUUAAAACAGAAUCUAUAGAUACUAUUACCUUUAAACGAACAAGUGAAGAUGUUCAUAUAACAGCCAUUUUUUCUUUUUCUGGUAUUCAAAGUUCUCAAAAUGAUCAGCAAAUUAACAUUGAUGCCUUUAAAUUUGGUUAAUUCAAUAUGUGUAAAUAUGAUGCGUUUGAUUGGAUUGGUAUGAUCAAUGAAGUUGAUAAUAUAGAGCAAGAUGUUAUGGUAACAUUUAUGCACCCGCACGGUCCUUUUAAUAAACUUUUCUGGCCAUCUAGAGUAGAUGAGUGUUGGGUUCCAAUUACCAACAUAACUUGUAUAAUUGAUGCACCUGUAACAACAAAUGGACGUUUGUAUACUUUGACCGUCAAUGCAUCUAAGCUAAUCUUAGCAUUAUCUUGACAA
Messenger RNA from Hydra vulgaris (swiftwater hydra), 2551 nucleotides. NCBI's taxonomy places the organism in Eukaryota, Metazoa, Cnidaria, Hydrozoa, Anthoathecata, Hydridae. The record is from RefSeq and is a predicted model, not a curated record.